This is a messenger RNA of Zophobas morio, 926 nucleotides long. RefSeq names its product circadian clock-controlled protein daywake-like. The coding region runs from base 114 to 902 and encodes 262 amino acids. NCBI's taxonomy places the organism in Eukaryota, Metazoa, Arthropoda, Insecta, Coleoptera, Tenebrionidae. The transcript has 4 exons. The record is from RefSeq and is a predicted model, not a curated record.
ACAAAGUUUUCAAUGAAACUGUGUUUUCAACUCAUUAAAAAUAAAAGAAAAUACUUGAACUACGCAUCCACAAUCAUCGACAAAACCAGUUUAUCCGGAAGACACGUUAUAUAAUGUACAACCUUGCACCAGUUUCCCAUUUUGACACAAUGUUCCGCUUCUGUACAACGCAAUCUCUGGUCUUCGUCUUCGCGUGCAUCGCCUUAAGCGAGCCCAAAAUCCCCCCAAACUUCAAGCGCUGCUACCGAAAAGACCCCGAUUUUAGGAAAUGCAUGUUCGCCGCCGUCCAGCUCGCCGCCCCCCAGCUGACCAAACCCUACAGAGCCAUCGCCGUACCCAACCUGGAGCCCGUGGAGGUGUCCUCCUUGCAGGUGAAGGGCGGGGGCGGCGUGGUGGCGGUGAACCAAAAUUUCAAAAACUGCAAGCUGUAUGGACUGACGAAAUCCGAGAUCUACCAGGCUGAUUUCAACCUAGAAAACAAGACCUGGGUUUUUGACUUCCUUAUUCCCGAAUUGGACUGCCGCUGUGACUACCAGCUGGACGGGAAAGUGCUUCUGUUGCCCAUUAAGGGCGAAGGCAACUGCACUAUUGUGUUUGACAAGAUGCAUGUCAAACUUAAAAUUGACUUCGAAGAAGUCGUCAAGGACAGUCGGACCCAUUUUAAAGUAAGUCAUAGUCAGAUAGAGAACGAUGUGGGGCUGGUGACCAUGCAUUUCGACAAUCUUUUUAACGGAGACAAGGCUCUGGGUGAUAAUAUUAACAAAGUUCUUAACGAAAACUGGAAGGAGGUUUAUGCUGAAGUGCAAGCAGAUUAUCAGGAUCUUCUAACGGGGGUAAUGAUGCAGCUUUUGAACAGGUUUUUCGACAAGGUGUCGCUGGAAGAGCUGUUCGACGAAAACUAGCAAGCUGUUCUAGGUAGUAGUGGG